Trichophyton benhamiae CBS 112371 is the source of this 3876-nucleotide messenger RNA. RefSeq lists its product as uncharacterized. The coding region runs from base 1 to 3876 and encodes 1291 amino acids. Gene Ontology annotation, molecular function: anaphase-promoting complex binding. NCBI's taxonomy places the organism in Eukaryota, Fungi, Ascomycota, Eurotiomycetes, Onygenales, Arthrodermataceae. The record is from RefSeq and is a predicted model, not a curated record. Gene Ontology annotation, biological process: mitotic G2 DNA damage checkpoint signaling; activation of protein kinase activity; mitotic DNA replication checkpoint signaling. The transcript is spliced from 2 exons.
AUGGCCACCGCCUCGCCGCGCUCGACGCGCUCCGGCACUCCAAGCAAUACCCAGAAGAGCACUGAGGGCUCCGGCAACCAUCAUGGCAGCUCACCGGCUUCUAUGACCCCUAGACGAAAGAUUAAAGCUAUGCUUGCCGCGUUCGACUCGGAUUCGGAGCCGGAUAAUGCUACAUCGAAACCAUUCGCGCGACCCAAUCCCGACCGUCCUGCUAAUGAGAUGGAUGAGGACAGCGAAGAUGACCAGGAGGAUCAACUGCCAGUUGCACCAAGGGGAAGAUUAGCUGCUAGAAUGCUGGCGAGCGCAUACUCUAAAGAAUCAACAUUGCCUGAGAGCAAGAGUAUAACAACAUCACGAGAUACAUCGAAAGAUAUAUCAUCAAACAAGGAAAUGUUUGGGUUGGAUUCUGGACCGGAAUCGGAGGAUGAUGAUGUCGUGGCCUUUGGAAGAAAAGGACGAACCACACAAGCAAGGGAAUCUCGUUCCCCCUCUCACUUACGAAAUGAUGCCCCAUCACGAUCACCGUCACCAUUGUUUGUUCCAAUGGAGUCACCUAGCCCCGCGAAGACGACACAACGUGAUGCAGCCAUUUCAGUAGCUUCACCUCCAGUUUCCUGUCUCCAGUCUCUUGUCAAUGAGAAGCGCAUGAAGCUUAAGCAGCUGGAGCAGGAAAAACUUGCAAAGGAGCAAGAGAGGGAGCAGAGAAGUAUGGAGUUAGAUACAGAUGGGGAUGGAGAAGAUGAAGAUGAUGAAGACGAUGAAGCUGUCCAGCGGCUUACCCAACAGCCACGGCCCAUGAGAAAGGCUAGUAAGAAGGCAUUGCUUGAGAUGAACCGUGAGACGCAGCGGAUAGCUCGGAACAUGCAAUUAGCACACGAGGCUACGACCAAGAAGAAGAUAACCAUUGAGAGCUUCUUGGCCCGAUUUAACAAGAAGCCCGUGUCUGCUCCUUCUAACAGCGGCUCUUGUUCUGAUACCCCCGCCCAAACUUCGGAUGCGGAAGCGUUGCACUCUACACCUCCGACCUCCCCUCUCAGGGAAACACUACAGAAGGAUCAAGGAGACAAGCCUGCUGCUAUUGAUGAAACGGCCCCGAACUCAGAAAACCUUCUGAAAGAGGACAUGGAAAUCACAAUUGAUGAUUUACUGACUAAAAGUAAUGAGUCUGAGAUACCUCAACAAGAAACCACUGAACGGCAAUGUUUGAAAGGAAAACCCGUUGCCAUACCAAAUGUCCCAAAGGUGACGAAACCCGGGAGAAAAAUACAAGUUCGAUUAUCUCCAGAAACUAUUGCACAAAACCAGCGACACGACUCAGACUCAGAUCUCGAGGUUGUUACAUCCCCACACCAGGCUCGCCGUUUAGCGCUCUUCGAGAAUGUCACAACCCAAAAGUCUCACAAAUUAUCAAACUCACUCCGCACAUUGAAAGCAUUGGCCCAACUGCAGUCUAGUCGGAAACCACAGCCUAUGACACAAGGAGACCUUGAUGACAUCCUACUUCGGAAGGCUAGGGAACAAGCUGCGCAGCAACGAGAGGAAAAACUUGCAGCACUUCGGGCUAAAGGCGUCAUCAUCCAAACCGCAGAAGAGCGCGUCCGUGGUGAGGAGGAGGUUGAAGAUUUGGUAGAGAAGGCUAGAGAAGAGGCGGACCAGAUUGCAAAACAAGAAAAGGCUGCCUCCAAGCGGGCUGCUGCAAAGUCAAAUAGCGAAGGCGUGGAUGACAUUGCCAGUGAUGAAGAGGAAGAAUAUGUCGAGGACGCUGAAGAGGACUCUGAGAGUGAAAAUUCAGAGCGCUCGGAAGAAGAGCAGGAAACUAUGGACAGUGAUGAUGGCUGUGAUGAAGAUGAGGAUAAGGAGCAGAAUACAAAGUUCCUCGAUAACCAAGCUGAAGAAAGCGCUGAUGAAGAUGAAGAGGGUGAAACACAGGAUUGUAGCAAGUUGAGCUUGCGGCAAAGAAACAGGGCAAAGCUCGUAGUCAGCGAUGACGAGGAUGAGAAGCCUGUCGAGAUGCAAGUGACUGCCACCCCCAAACCAAAGAUACCCGAUAUUGGACAACCAACGACUCCGCUUAUAGGACUAUCCCAAGCCUUCGCUGCAACCCUGGGAAACAGUCAGGAAGAUUCCCAGGAGGACUCUUUAGCACAGCUACGCAAGAUGCCUGGCAUAGAUCUUCCUGUAGCCGACCUAUUCGAUUCAGACUCUCAGGGUUUCGCUCCUGAAACCCAGGGCCAGGAGAGCGGAACUCUUGAUAUAUUUGCCGGAUUUCCAGAACACAAUACUCCAGCAAUCGAUUCGCCCAGUACCAAAACUUACACAGAAUAUUCACAGCUGCCAGAGCCAACUCAAGACGAUGGAUUUGUCAUGUCCCCAUUUGAUCAAGCGAAACGUUUCCGACCCACGCCAUCUACUCUAGCUGGGUCUGUGAUAACCUCCAACCAGGAUGGCGACCAUAGAAAAGAAAGGAAACGACUUAGGCGCGGCAAUGCUCACCAGGGAACCGUUGCUGGUGAUGACGACCAGCCCCAUACCAACGUUGAUGCCUUCAAGUUAAUGAAAAAUAAGGCAAGUAAGCCAUUUAUAAAGGAUAAGAGCAAGGCAAAAGAGAUGGUUGAAGAAGCAGCCGAGGAAUCCGACGAUGAAUAUGCAGGGCUUGGAGGUGCAAGUGACGAGGACUCUGGAUCAGAAGACGAGUUUGACAGACAAAUGAUCAAUGAUAAUAGUGGAGAGGUGGUGGAUGAGAAAGAACUGGCUGCUAUGAACGCUCACCACGAACGUGAGCAAGAUGAGUUCCAGGUGAAUAAACUCAUGAAAGAUAUCACUACUGGAGCAUUGCGCAGAAAACGCGUUGGCGAUGCUUUGGAUUUGUCAGAUUCGGACGAUGAACGUAUCUCUCGACGUCGAGCGGCAAAGAGAAGAGAGUUUAUGAAAAUGCGAAAGGCUCUGCUUGCAGAUGAGAAGAUUGGUAAAAUCGCAGAGGACCCGAAGAAGGCAGCUUUCAUGAGAACUAUCGAGGAUAUGGACUUCGAUAAUGACUCAGAUUUCCUGGAAGAAGGCGAAGAUACCGACAAUUACGUUGCUUCCCAGGGGAGCAACAACAACAGCAAUGAUAGUAGCCAAAAGGACGGUGAAUCAGCUACUAGAAAACGACCUUUUGACGCUGCUGCUGCCGACUCACUAAACCGAAUACCGGUGAAAUCCCGAAAGCUGGCCCGUAAAGCAAGCAUGAAGAAACCCCUGACUCUUGCUGAAAUACGCGAAACCGUGUCCUUCGUACUUGAUGGUCCUAACACAGAUGCUUCAUCAGCUGUUCCUCUGUCAAGCAAUGUGAUGCCACAUGAUGAAGCAGCACAACCUGAUCAUUCCGGUGGUAUUGAAGAGGCCGAUUUCAUCGAUGACGGAGGGGCUUUGCAGACCGGCAAACAGGACAGGACAGGCUCGGUUGAUAAUGCUGCUCAGCCCCACCGACAAAGAGGAAAGGUGGUUGACCGUCUCGCACUUCGACGUCAGGCAUCAUCUAAUGCAGCUUCGGGAAGUAAGCUUGCUUUCCACUCCAGCAUGAACAGUGCUGGGCCCGAAUUCAAGCUUCCUCCUUUCCUGCAAAGACGGUCAUCCUCAGGUCUGUCGGUUGCAACAACAAAAUCUUCAACGUCCACCAGCUCCGGCUCUUCCGUUGUGGUUACGGAGUCUGCUGGGGUUCAGGGUAGCAGAAAGGGUGCAGUGAAUUACUAUGCUGCGGCACGAGAAAAGGAAAGAGAACUACAGCUCAAGAAGGGACUGAAGAGCUCUAGCUCUUCCAAUUUGAUUGCCCAACGGAUGAAUAUGGGAGGUGGGCUAAGCGGGCUGCUAGGUUCAAGGCCAAGUGAAUGGGAGUGA